AUGUACUAUGGUAUAAAUAUAAAUGUGUUAUCCAGUUCUCUUGGCGAUGUUUGGACAAACGAUUACUUGUGUUUAUUUUGGUUAAGUUUCAGAAAAUUCAGGAUGGAUGAAAGGAGUACAAAAGAAGAAACUAAAAGUUUGAAUGAAACGAAAGAAGAAAAGAAACCCACACAUUUAGAUGGUGGAUAUGGCUGGGUUGUCGUUGCUGCGUGUUUUGUGGUACACAUACUACAGAUAGGGUAUUUAAGAGCAUUUGGUUUACUCUUUGUUAAAUUCUUGGCAGAGUUUAAAGCACCAGCCUCCUAUACAUCAACAAUUAUGGGAAUUCAGUCUGCUAUUUUCAGCCUGACAUCUCUGUUGGUGUUGAGUAUAUUAAUUGACUAUUGGUCAAUACGAGGCUAUGCUGUACUGGGAUCUAUAUUAACAUCAUCAGGGGUGGCAAUUAGUUAUUUUGCCGAGAAUAUCGAGUUCCUUAUCUUCUCACAAAGUCUUGGAAACGCCUUCACAUAUGGUCCUGGUAUUGUCUUAAUCGGGCGAUAUUUUAAAAAGCGAUUGGCAUUAGCAAAUUCCCUAGCUAAUGCAGGUGCAAGUGCCGGUGCUGUGAUAAUACCAAUUAUUAUUCCGCUGUUUAUGGACGAGUUUGGUUUAAGAGGAGGUCUUCUUAACCUUGGUGGCGUCAUGGCUCAAGUCAUAAUAUGUACCGCUCUGUACAGAGAUCCAGGUAAACAUCCAGAGGACGAAAGUGCAGAGGUGCACGUGGAAGAUUUUAAAAGUUUGGAAUCAUUUUAUAGUUUACCUGAACAAGUUAUAUCAAAAGAUAAGGUGGUAGAUGCCACCCCUGUUUCACCCCACUCCGAUAAGGACAAUAUUUAUCACUUUACUACCGAUAGAAAUAUAUUCCGAGAACGGACAUUAUCCAAUCGAUCUUAUCAGUCAGAUCUGGUUAAACCAUUAAACUCUCCGCCCAUGAAACAUAAUACAUUCCUUAUUGAACAGUCUGAUGAUAAUGGACAUUUACGAAGAAAAACGCACCUUUCAGAGAGUCACAGUAUUGUGGACACCUUAUCGCGAUCCAGAAUGUUAUUGUACGCCAGUAAUCCAAACCUUGUUUAUGCAUCGAUUGUUGAUCUGAAAGCAACUGUCGAACCGUGUACCUCAGAAGAAACCGAGAAAGAAAGAGAUAACAGCAAACUUUUAUCUAAACUCAAAAACAUUCUGGACUUGAGUUUGUUUAAGAAUCCAGUAUUUUGGGUUGUGGCCGGGUUUACACCUACGUGUAUGUGUGGAUCAGCGCUUGCGGCAGCAUUUAUCCCCGCUUUGGGAGUGGAGUUGGGUUUGGAGGAUAGCCAAACUUCGUUAUUAUUAACUAUCAGUGGUGCUCUAGACAUCGUAAGUAGGAUUGUUCCCGGUGUUUUAGCUGAAUUGAAUGUAAUGAGAACUCCUCAUAUGGUUGCCAUAUCCACGUUUACUUUGGGUGUAAUUUUCCAAUUUGUAAGAUUCUUUGAUACGUAUGCCUUAAUGAUAGUUUUAGCGUGCUUGUACGGAAUACUUGGUGGUGUCUAUUUCUCUCUACUGGCUGUGGUAAUUAUCGAACUGAUGGGAUUUGAGAGUUUUACGAAAGUAUUUGGGUUUGUUCAGGUUUUCCAUGGUGCCUCUGCAGCUAUAUGCUACCCCGUCUUGGAUAAUAUAAUUUGGGAAAUUGAGAUGAAAUUAAAUGGUCAACUUACGUCACCUUUUUCUCAAUCCUAUUUUUCUACAUUUGCUCUUGGACCAGCGCUACUUUUCGUAGCUGAAACUGGUGUAGGUGGUUUACGAGAUGUUACAGGAACCUAUGUUACUUGUUUUCACUUUUUGGGUGCCUGCGCUAUUGUUGGCUCUAUCAUAUUAGCAUUAGAACCUUUAGCUAGAAAGAAGCAGGCAUCUAAACAGCGUAAUGGAAAAACACAGUAUGAUAUAGUGCCUUCCAAUGAUAAAACCAAAUCCAACAAAGAGAGUGUGUAG
Molecule: messenger RNA, 2001 nt
Organism: Lottia gigantea (owl limpet)
Lineage: Eukaryota; Metazoa; Mollusca; Gastropoda; Lottiidae
Exons: 7
Coding region: 1-2001 (666 amino acids)
Biological process (GO): monocarboxylic acid transport; transmembrane transport
Molecular function (GO): monocarboxylic acid transmembrane transporter activity
Source: RefSeq, a predicted model, not a curated record